This is a messenger RNA of Platichthys flesus (European flounder), 1852 nucleotides long. Its product is annotated as extracellular matrix protein 2. Gene Ontology annotation, cellular component: extracellular matrix. Bases 1 to 1557 code for a protein of 518 amino acids. Gene Ontology annotation, molecular function: protein binding; collagen V binding; heparin binding. Lineage: Eukaryota; Metazoa; Chordata; Actinopteri; Pleuronectiformes; Pleuronectidae. Gene Ontology annotation, biological process: extracellular matrix organization; positive regulation of cell-substrate adhesion. The record is from RefSeq and is a predicted model, not a curated record. The transcript has 9 exons.
AUGCGGCUACAGUGGAAGGCAGGAGUGGGGCAACCACUGAUGGGCUGGAGGAAGCGUGGAAAAGCAGAAGAGGAAUCCAGCGCCCUCAUGGCUGUACUGAGAGAACUUCACGCUGAGAAGAAGAGGCUGACGGAUCCCGAGAAAGCAGAGGAGGAGGAGGAAGAAGAAGAUGAUGAUGAUGAAGAUGAUGAUGAUGAUGACGAUGAUGAUGAUGAUGACGACGAUGAUGAUGAUGAUGAUGAUGAGGAUGAUGAAGAAGAAGAAGAAGAGGAAGAGGAAGAAGAAGAGGGGGAAGAAGAGGGAGAAGAAGAAGAAGAGGGAGAAGAAGAAGAGGGUGAAGUAGAGGAGGAGGAGGUAGAAGAAGAGUUGGAGGCCACGGAGCCUCCCACCGAUCAAACAGAAACACACAGUAGCUUCACCGAGUCUCCUCUUGGUGAGUGUCAGACCACUGACAGAGAAAUCAGCUGCAGGGGCAUCGGCAUGACUCACCUGCCAAUCAUCCACAACCUGGAGGCCACAAAGCUGGACAUGGCAGAAAACAACAUCAGAAUCCUGGAGCCACUGGUUUUCUCUGGCCUGUUGAACCUUGACACACUGGACCUGAGCAAAAACCAGCUGGACGAUGAGUCUUUCAGUGCAAAGCCCCUGACUAACUUGACCUUUCUGAAGAAACUUUACCUGGAUGGCAACCUGCUCACCAGGAUCCCACCACUGCCGCUGUCUCUCACAGAACUCAGGCUGAACAGCAACAAGCUCACUACACUCACACCGGACUGUUUCAAAGGUCUGAGGAACCUGUUGAGUCUGGAGCUGGAGGAGAAUAUUCUUCAUGAGGGCAGUGUGUCACUGCUCGCCUUCAGACCUCUGAAGAAGCUCCUGAGACUCCAAUUGGACAACAACCGCUUCCGUUCCCUUCCUCUGGGCCUUCCUCGCUCUCUUCAGGAGCUGGAGAUGAAUGGAAACCAGAUUGUGGAGGUGUCAGAGGAGCCACUGAGGGGCUGUGUCCAUCUGAAAGCGCUGGACCUGAGUCACAACCAGCUGCACGAGCAAAGGAUCGGUGACCUCGCCUGGACCCGUGUCAAGUCCCUGGAAGCCUUGGACUUGUCCUUCAACCAGUUCACCUCUGUCCCGAUGAAUCUGCCUCGUCCUCUCCACAAACUGAACCUCCAGCACAACAACAUCAGGGACAUCCCCACCUUCGCGUUCCGCCACCUGCGGCCCGGCCUACGCUCCCUUCGGUUAUCCCACAAUGCCUUGAGCAACGAGGGUUUACAGCGACCGUCUUUUGUUGGAACCUACCGCUCCCUGGGCGAGCUCCUAUUGGACAACAAUCACCUGCGGGAGGUCCCUCGCUGUGUGCGGCAGUUUAAGAACCUGCAGGUGCUCAGACUGGACAACAACCAGAUCAGGCUGGUGAGGCGCUGGGGAGUGUGCCAUCCUCGUAACUCCGGCUCGACCUUGGCUUCAGUCCACUUGGAAAAUAACCCACUGGAAAUGGAGAAGAUUCCCCCAAAUACCUUCUCCUGUCUGAUAGAUGGCCAGGGACUGGUCCUGUAGCUGCAGCAGAGUCACACAUCUGACCACCAGACCACACAGAUACACACAAUGGAACAGUAAACAUGUGCAUUAUCAUCAGAGUUUUCAGCAUUUCGUCUUCUCCCUCUACUGCUCCUCUCAUUUUAAUCUUCCUAAAAUCAGGAAGGAUUUGCAGAAAAAUCAUGUAGUUUGCUUAGUCAGGCAGAGCUCCUUUCAUUUUAUCAACACCAAACCCAUCUUUUUCUCUCGCAUCUCAUCUGUGAUUAUGGAAAUGACUGUAAUGUUUUGCUCCGUAUUAAAGCCAAUGUGUAAUUUA